AUGAUCACAGGCAAAGAUAUAUACUACGUUGUGUCAGCUCUUGUGCCCCUAUAUUCACCAAUGAUUUUAGCCUAUUGUUCAGUGAAGUGGUGGAAGAUCUUCACACCAGAACAAUGCGCUGGCAUAAACCGCUUUGUGGCAGUGUUCGCAGUCCCUUUCCUUUCAUUCCGUUUCAUAUCGUCCAAUGACCCUCUCACUAUGAACCUCCCAUUCAUAGCCGCAGACACUCUACAAAAAGUUGUGAUUUUGUGUGCACUUUUACUAUGGAACGCCUUCACAAAGAGUGGUAGCAUUGAUUGGACCCUCACUCUCUUCUCACUUUCCACUAUCCCAAACACACUCGUUGUUGGGGUCCCACUUUUAUCAUCUAUGUAUGGUGGCUCAGUAGCUAGCCUCAUGGGUCAAAUUGUGGUUUUACAGUGCGUGGUUUGGCUCCCUGUGAUUAUCUUUUUGUAUGAAUAUAGAGGCGCUAAGCAACUCAUUUCAGAGAAGUUCCCUGAGACUGCAGGGUCUAUAACCUCAUUCAAGGUUGACUCUGAUGUUUCAUCUUUUAAUGGCAAGGAACCGUUACAAGCUGAUGUGGAAGUGAAAGAAAAUGGAGAGCUUCAUGUGGUUGUCAGGAGUGCUUCUUCCAACAAUUAUUUUUCAAAUACUGUUACUGGGCUUCAGUCAUGCAGAGAACCAAUGCAAAUAUGUUCGUGUUUUGAAACAUUAGGUAAUCUCCAAAAUGAUGAAACUUUUCAAGUGGAGAUCAUGUCCAAGAUGAAUAAGGAAAAGUUUUGCAGGAGCAAGAGCUGUAAUGAUAUUACUAUUGGAGUUCAACAUGAAUUGAUUUACACGAGUCCUGGUCUUAAAGCAAUCGGAGACAAGGAGGUUGGGAUUGUAGAAGGAAUCCAACAAUAUUAUUUAAGCGAGGGGAUGAAGGGGGUGAUGAACAUUGAAGAAAUUGAUGCAAACAAAAAGCAACAAAUGCCUCCAACUAUUGUCAUGACAAAGCUCAUUCUCACCACCGUUUGCAGGAAUCUCAUGACAAAUCCUAAUACCUAUGCCAGUGUUUUGGGCCUCGCAUGGUCUUUCAUAACAUUUAGGUGGAACAUCGAAAUGCCAUCCGUUAUAAAUGGCUCCAUUACAGUACUGUCAAAUACCGGGCUGGGAAUGGCUAUGUUUAGUUUGGGUCUAUUCAUGGCAUUACAACCGAAGAUCAUAGCUUGUGGAAAAUCAUUGGCAGCACUAGCUAUGGUAGCUAGGUUCUUGGUUGGUCCAGCAGUGAUGGCUGCAACCUCCAUACUCAUUGGUAUCCGAGGAGUUCUUUUACAUGUUUCAAUUGUUCAGGCUGCUCUUCCCCAAGCUAUUGCAACCUUUGUAUUUGCCAAAGAAUACAAUGUCCACGCAGAUAUACUAAGCACUUCGGUUGUCUUCGGAACGGUGAUUUCAUUGUUUGCAACAAUAAUCUAUUACGUGCUUCUUGAACUUUAA
This is a messenger RNA of Abrus precatorius (Indian licorice), 1476 nucleotides long. RefSeq names its product auxin efflux carrier component 2-like. The record is from RefSeq and is a predicted model, not a curated record. The transcript has 6 exons. Gene Ontology annotation, biological process: auxin export across the plasma membrane; auxin polar transport. Bases 1 to 1476 code for a protein of 491 amino acids. Gene Ontology annotation, cellular component: endoplasmic reticulum; plasma membrane. Lineage: Eukaryota; Viridiplantae; Streptophyta; Magnoliopsida; Fabales; Fabaceae. Gene Ontology annotation, molecular function: auxin efflux transmembrane transporter activity.